ACUUGAACAUGACGAUGAUAAGAAGUCUAAUAAGAUUUGGUAGAAGAAAGCUUCACACAAUUGUCUCAACAGAAAUCAUCAAACCUUCUUUUCCCACCCCUUCUCACCUUAAAACUUACAAUCUUUCGCCGGCUGAUCAAUUUGUUCCAGGUUCGUUUAUGCCGCUUAUCACAUUCUAUCCGAAGAAGAUCGACACUUAUCAUAGUCCCCAUGAUCAAAUUCUUGACCUCAAGAACUCUUUAUCUCAAACACUAACAAAAUAUUACCCUUUAGCGGGCAGGCAUGCCAGAAUCGCCCCAACCUAUGUCGAUUGCAACGAUCAUGGAGCUGCAUUUGUUGAAGCAUCAGUCGACAGUACGCUGUCACACUUCCUCCAAAACUCGCAGCAUGAAGAUCUUGAUCAGUUAUUUCCAUAUGGUAGAGUAUGGAGACACCCAAACCCUAGAGCUGAUCAUGAUCUUCAAACUGACACUGUGACACCACUAAUGGUUAAAGCCAGCCAUUUUGAAUGUGGAGGGUUAUCAGUGGCAGUGUCCUUAUCCCACAAGAUCGCAGAUGCUUGUAGUAUGAUUAAUUUCUUUAACGAUUGGGCUGAACUGAAUCAAGUUUGUUCGAAAAUUGAGAAAUGUGAAGCUCUUAUCGAACCAGAAUUUAUUUCUUUCGAACACACAAACAUUAACAUGCCCGAAUUUUCACCUGAGGUACCAAAAGAUUGUGCUACACGGAGUUUCAUAUUCCCCAACGCGAAGUUGAACGCGCUUAAGCUCAAAGUCACAAGCAUGACUGAGGGAGGUGGACAAAACCUCAGCAGCCUUACCAGAGUAGAUGUUUUGACUUGGUUACUGUAUAAAUGUGCAGUGGCCGCAGCUACCAAAAAUAAUCCGGGCUCUUUUAAGCCGUCAAGCAUUCUCGUUAUGGCUAACUUAAGAGACAAAAUGAUGGAGCCUUUGCCUGUAAGCUGCAUAGGAAAUUUUGUCAAAGGGUUGGUGGUUCAAACAACGACCGAAAGGGGAAUGAAGCCGGAGUUGUUAAUUGGUGAACUAAGUAAGCUAAAGAUGGGGAUCCGAGGUCUCAAAAACCAUGAAGAUUUUUUUAGUCUUUUAUCGAAUUAUAAGUCCGAUGGGCGUAAAUCAAAAAUUGAGAAUGGUUAUAUUUGUUCAAGCAUAUGUUGGUAUCCUACAUAUGGGAUUAAUUUUGGGUGGGGAGCCCCAAUAAAAGCAACUUUGCCUGGAAAUCUAAGCAAGAAUAGCUUUCUUCUUAUGGAUACUCCAAAGAGGGAGGGUAUUGAAGCAAUUGUGUGUUUGGAAAAACAAGAGAUGGACAUUGUUCAAAGGGACCCUGAACUGCUUGCUUUCUGCACAUAGAGCAAUUGUGUAGAUUAUAUAUGGAUGCCCAAUAAAUUGUUGCAAGUUGUAAGCCAAUAGACCAUUUACUCACCAUGUACUAUGUCAGAUGUCCCGAACUAAAAGUAAACACACUAAAUAUGUACAGAAGUUCAACGGGUUAAUUAAUGAUUGGAU
This is a messenger RNA of Helianthus annuus (common sunflower), 1520 nucleotides long. RefSeq names its product stemmadenine O-acetyltransferase. NCBI's taxonomy places the organism in Eukaryota, Viridiplantae, Streptophyta, Magnoliopsida, Asterales, Asteraceae. The record is from RefSeq and is a predicted model, not a curated record. The coding region runs from base 9 to 1364 and encodes 451 amino acids. The transcript has a single exon.